GUUAGGUUCAAACUUUGCUUCACCCCUACAUAUUUAUUACGUUGGUUGCCCAUGUCGUUGCCAGUGAAAGUUGAGACCUGAAUGUUUUGGGGUUGUCUGGUUACCCGAUUAAAGUGGGCCAGCUCUUAAAUUUCAGUAUUGGGUCUGUUGGCAGCACCCGUUUGUUGUCAUUCGAUUGGUCUUAACGUUGUAACUGUUUCGACCAUGUCUCUCAGGCUAUCUUCCCAGUUCAUGGAAGACCUUUGGGUGCGGAAGUCAUUCUCUGCAGCUGGCCAUACGUUACUAGUCUACGACUAUCUCCUAACUUUCAGAGAUGAAUUCGUCUAUAUCUGGGACCCCCCCUGGACAGUUGUCAAAGUCUUGUUUCUUCUCAACAGGUAUGGGAACCUUAUUGGACAGACUGUCAUCCAGCUGGAAGAGGCUGGUCUCCUCGCACAUGAUUCUCAAAAGUUCUGUCAACGCUUCGUAAUUUUCACCACUUGCUUUAUGUUUGUAUCCACCGAGUCGAUCCACAUCCUCGUGCUCAUGCGUGCAUGGGCUAUCUGGGGAACUCGGAAGCGCGUGACGAAAAUCCUCACCUGGAGCUACGUGGGCUAUAUCGUUAUGCUGUUGUCCGGCUCAGCGUUUAAUUUAAACGCCAGAAAUAAUCAGUUUCCGUUCCUCGACGUGAUUCAUGUUUGCGUGACGAUAAUGCCUAAAUAUGUGUGGUUGGUUUAUGUCGGAAGCUUUAUUCUCGAUACAUUACUCUUCGUCUUGACGAUGCGAAGUCUCCGGAGAUACUCUAGGGAAUUUCAGCAACUCUACCCGUCUAGUCUCCUCCAUGUACUCUUUCGAGACGCGAUCAUCUUUUUCAUCGUUAGUACGUUCAGCAAUGCAUUGACCAUCGCCUCUUGGAUUGCAUUCGGGGACAAUCCAAAAUAUUUCCUUGGUAAAGGGUUCGCGACUCCGUUACUUUCAGUAGCUGGUCAGCGUCUAGUCCUGAACCUUCGAGGUCUUAAAACGCGUACCUACACAACUCGCGAUCUCAGCCGUGAAGUGGACCGGCAACUUCAAGCAUUUGCUGAAGUGGAUUCUCCAGGCCUGGAUGAUGUAGAGUUGGAAGGUGUGCGGGAGUAGGAUGUUGUUCUGUACCAAAUCGUUCGAAGAUGGCCGACCUUUGUGCUCGCUUUUUGUUUUCGGAAUUUUCUUCGCGUUUCCUAUACCCCUUCUAAAUAUUCAUAUUAAGUCGUCACUUCCAGUCGUCGCAUAUGAUUUUAAGUAAAACUGUAUUCAUUACAAAAGGAAUCCCGUGUACACGAUAUUGG
Molecule: messenger RNA, 1304 nt
Organism: Suillus subalutaceus
Lineage: Eukaryota; Fungi; Basidiomycota; Agaricomycetes; Boletales; Suillaceae
Exons: 15
Coding region: 205-1116 (303 amino acids)
Source: RefSeq, a predicted model, not a curated record